Molecule: messenger RNA, 2051 nt
Organism: Cucurbitaria berberidis CBS 394.84
Lineage: Eukaryota; Fungi; Ascomycota; Dothideomycetes; Pleosporales; Cucurbitariaceae
Exons: 2
Coding region: 34-2016 (660 amino acids)
Source: RefSeq, a predicted model, not a curated record
UUCGAAUGUGGCUCAAAGUGUUGUGUAGCCCGAAUGGAGUACUGUGUCUCUUCGUGCUGCUUCCCUGCACUAAGAGAGCCUGAAGAUAAUAGCGCCGAGACUUCGCCUUUACUAUCACAGCAUAGGCUUCCGCCAUAUAUAUAUCGACCUCUAGCAGCUGAUGAGAUACGUCUGCUUGUGCUCCAUCCAGCAAGAUCCUUCGAAGAUGAGAUUGUCGUUCAUUUUCAAGUCGUUAGACGCUCAGACGACAAGUACUUUGAGGCUGUGUCUUAUGCGUGGGGCGAUGACCAGGCAACAGCCACGCUUUUGAUGCACGACGAACAGUAUGCGACGUCCUUUCUACACGGCCAGAGCUUCCUCACUAGAAUCUAUCGCUACAAUGCUUUGAAAGAACAGCUUCAAGCUUUCUUACGUGUAAGGGCAAAUGUAACUACGAUGUUGCGCUAUCUUCGGUAUCCAUGGUUACCCCGAUAUCUCUGGAUUGACCAACUUUGCAUCAACCAAAAUUCUAGGGACGAGAAGAGUCAGCAGGUCAAUCAGAUGGGCGAAAUAUAUAAGGGCUCUGGGAGAACACUGAUAUGGUUAGGCUGCUCGAAAAGCCAUAGUAGGCCGUUGGCGGCACUGGAGGCUACAUGGCUAAGAUCCCGUCCGAGCCGAGGGCGUGACUCGGAUAGCAAUAUUUUGGGAGAACGGGAGGGGCGGGAGGGGGAAGGGUACAUGCGAUUGCGCCCAGAAGUCCGAAGAAUUCUCUCAUUGUCGUGGUUUCAGCGUCGUUGGGUAAUCCAAGAAGUGGCUUUGUCCCCGCGUCCCCGCUUCAUCUUUGGAUACGACGAGAUGACUUUUGAAGACAUGACCUACUUCAUUGAUCAGCUCCGAAAAAUUUCAUAUGAUAUUCCUCCGCAUAUCGGCAACGCGAUACACACCUUGGAAACAAUGACUAGCCUCUUUCGCCGGAGUCGUUUCCGUGGAGCUGGCAUCAUUACAAACGUCAGGCACGAUGUAUAUUAUCAAUACUACCGCCAUCACCCAAAGAGCAACGAUACUGCCGACUUCAUUCAGCUUCUUGUUAGCAUGCACUCGGCACGAUGCUCCGAUGAUCGAGAUCGACUGUACGCCCUGAACAGCCUACGCAGCGACCCAAUGAUUGUAGACUAUCAACAGACUGUGGAGGAAGUAUACGGUACAUUGGCUGCAACAGAAUGCACUUACAGCCUAGAAACACUAUAUUGCAGCGGGGCCUUUCCUUCACAAAGCUUGCCUAGCUGGGUCCCAGACUGGAGAUCGCCGCGCCGGUGGAUUCCUAUGAAAUCUUUUGAAGGGCGACGGCCAAGUGAUCAACUACUGUCAGAUAGUCCCCGCCGUCCCAAUCUCCCUUCACAAAAGCCAGUAUUCAUCAACUCCAAGACGAUGGUGAUAAACGCUGUCACUUUAACGUUCGUCGCUAUGAAAGGGCCCCAAUUAUACGAAAACUGGUCCUUCAACCCGUGGCUAUGCCUAAACAGGUACCUUGAGUUUUUCACUCGUACUAACGGCUCGACAACACCUCAUAAUGACAUAUAUGAUAUCGAAUCUCUCGAUCGACUGAUAGCCACACUCACAGCUGGUGCCAUUUCGUCCGGAGAAAAUCUCAAACAGUGGCUUGAAGCAUACGACAGCCCUCGAAGCUAUAAAAAUGCCCGCAAAGAGUAUUUGGAUCCCUGCUGUCAUAACAAGGAUAGAACAUUUUGCGAGUACCCUCAGGCUCACUCGAAUAUAUUCAAUAUACUUGAAAGAAUUCAGGAGAUACUCAAAGGGCGCUGCACGUUCAUUACCGACAGGGGGGACUGGGCGUUAGGACCGGCCCCGCUGCUCUUAGGAGAUAUCAUUGUUGCUCUUGCUGGGUGUAGCUAUCCAUUUGUAAUGCGCCCAAGGGGGCCAGCUUCGUUCACGAUUGUUGGCGAUUGUUAUAUCAUGCUCCCUAGAUAUUUGGAUGAGGUUCUCGCUCAAAGCACAUUCCGUGCGAUCUCCAUUGUAUAAGGAGGGCAUUGAAGCAUCUAGCUCACACGAGCCGU